AUGAUCUGCGUUUGGUGGGAUUGGGAGGGUCUGGUGCAUUGGGAAAUGCUGGAGAAGAACAAGACGGUCGAGAAAAAUCUCUAUAUAGCCCAGCUUCAUCGAGUAAAAGAGGCUAUUCAACUGAAAAGACCUCAUCGACGAGGCCAAGUCAUCCUGCUUCACGACAACGCACGGCCUCAUACAGCAAACAUCGUCAAAGCCGCCCUCCAAGAGCUCGAUUGGGAAGUCCUUCAGCACCCACCGUACUCUCCGGACCUUGCCCCAACAGAUUAUCACCUUUUCCGCUCGCUGUCGAACCAAAUGCGAGGUGUUACCUUCGACAACAACGAGGACCUCGAAAAUUGGCUCAACAACUUCUUCGAGUCCAGGCCCGGCGGUUUUUGGCAAAACGGUAUUAACAAGUUGGUCGAGAGGUGGGAGCAGGUCGUAAACAAUGACGGAGAAUACAUAAUUGAUUAA
Necator americanus (New World hookworm) is the source of this 459-nucleotide messenger RNA. RefSeq lists its product as uncharacterized. The record is from RefSeq and is a predicted model, not a curated record. Gene Ontology annotation, molecular function: nucleic acid binding. Lineage: Eukaryota; Metazoa; Nematoda; Chromadorea; Rhabditida; Ancylostomatidae. The coding region runs from base 1 to 459 and encodes 152 amino acids. The transcript has a single exon.